Molecule: messenger RNA, 939 nt
Organism: Postia placenta MAD-698-R-SB12
Lineage: Eukaryota; Fungi; Basidiomycota; Agaricomycetes; Polyporales; Adustoporiaceae
Exons: 13
Coding region: 1-939 (312 amino acids)
Source: RefSeq, a predicted model, not a curated record
AUGUCUAAUCCCGAGUCAGUGAUCAUUUCAAACAUUCAACAAUCCUACUACUACAUCUCACUUACCGCCCUUCUCGUGUAUGAUUAUGUGCUGACCAUUCGCAGAGAAAUCCAAUUCAUUUGGGGUAACGAACUAAGGCUCUGGUCGAUCAUUCUAUUCUAUCUCAACCGACUGGUGAUGCUCCUCUUGGCUGCGUCCAGUUUGACGUCUGUAGUUCCGUGGACAACACAAGAGAGCUGUAAAGGAUCAGAGCUGGCAUAUCUGGCCGCUGGACUGAUGACAUAUGUUAUCUUGUCAGGUUUAAUUGUCUCCGCACUCCGCGUCCAUGCUCUCAGUCAUCAAAAUUGGUACUUGUCGGUACUAACAUUGGUUCUGGGAAUGGAGUCGUUUGUUGUCCACUUGUACUUCAGUGCCCAUGGGGUGAUCUAUCUCCCACCAGUCACCAUUGCGAAAACGAUAUCUGGAUGCCAGCUCAUUGAGCCAUUCACUCAAUCCACAGUUGUCAAAGUGACAUACCGCGGAACAUACAACGGUGCAAACCGUGCAAUCAGCCUGGAAAGGAAGCCUUUGCUUGCUGAGCUAUUACUCCGGGAUGGGCAAUGGCGCUGUUAUGGAUUUGGCCUUACCAUCGCCAUCUUCCGCUCGUGUGCCAUCCCUGGCGGCAUCAUACUCAAUUCGAGACAGUGCAAUAUCCGAGCUCUGUGCGCUGGGAUCUACACGUCAGCGGACGUACAUGAAUGGGAGGAUCGACGCGUACAGAAUGCGCCGCUUGAGGGCGAAGAGGAAAUUCGCAUGGAGGCGAGAACCAUCACGAAUAGACAGGCCGGGCGAUCACUCUCGCAGGAGGAAGAUAAUGUGAAUCAGUGUCAUUGCUCGGUAGACAUCAUACAAGGAUCAGCUGUCCUAUGUGGUGGCGUGGUCACGCUCCGGAAUCGCUAG